UAUUAUGGUUUUGUAAAAAAAUCAAAAUUGUAACUGGACGAAACAUUUCAAUAGCUCAUUAAUGAAUUAGGUGAAUUUAAAUAAAAAUCAAAACAGCUGAAAUCAAUAUUGAAAGACCACACACUUGGAUGAAAAACCAACAUGCAAUUUUUAAAGAUCAUUUGGAUUUUAUAAUAAUUGUGCGUUUUACAUGUUAAUCUAAGUGGUUUAAUACAUAGAUUCGAAAAGAAAUUUUUCAUCAAUAAGGAAGUGAAGUAUAAACCAUUAUACAUGCAUUUGAUCGGUGCGAAUGUGGUGCAAUAUCGCACCGAUAUAUUUGUAGAUUUCACCUCAAAUGGGCAACUGUCUAAGUUGUUUCAAGGUGCCACCAUUGAGUGCACCACAAAAUCAAUCUUCCGAAAUCGACAAACAAGAGAUGCCAGAACUUGAAACUUUAUACACGGAUUCCGCAAGUCCAACAUAUGUGCCAACUGAAAUCGGUGGACAUCACCAAAUAAACAACACAAUCAACAGUGUCUACGCGACAGUAACCCAUGCAAAUGGAAAUACAACGAAUAUUAUCACAACAAAGCAAUCGUUACAUCAUCUACAAACAGGAUCACUUGGUUCAACACCAAAUCAACAUUUAUCAAGCACAAAUUCAAUAAACUCAACUACCCAGCGUACAUUUUAUUCCACAACCAGUAAAAAGUCGACAAUGGGUCAAUUUGAUUCCAAACAAGCAGUCUCCGAAACCAAAUUAAAUGCUCUCUUUGAUCAGUACAAGGAUCAAAAUGAAGAUUCAAUUCUAGCGGACGGAAUUGAACGUUUAUGUGAUGAUCUACAAGUGAAUCCCGAUGAAUUUCGUGUUUUGGUCUUAGCGUGGAAAUUAAAUGCGGAACAAAUGUGUCGGUUUACACGUGAUGAAUUUGUACAAGGCUGUAAAAAUAUGCGUGUUGAUUCUUUAAAAUCGAUACAACAACGUUUACCGGAGCUUGUUAAGGAAAUUGAAUCGAAUACGGAACUAUUUAAAGACUUAUAUCGAUUUACGUUUCGAUUUGGUUUAGACGUGGUUACAGGACAACGUAUUUUACCCGCUGAUAUGGCAAUAUGUUUAUGGCGUUUAGUGUUUUAUGUUCGUGAACCACCAAUCUUACAAAAAUGGUUACAUUUCUUAGAGAAACAUCCGCACGUGCGUGGUAUACCCCGUGAUACCUGGAACAUGUUUUUAAAUUUUGCUGAAGCUGUUGGUGAUGAUUUAAGUAGCUAUGAUGAUACCGAAGCGUGGCCAAGUUUAUUUGAUGAUUUUGUUGAAUAUGAAAAUGAUCAAAUGAAUCAGAAUAUAUCAAAAGAUAAUAAUAAAGAAUGUAGCGGUGGUGACGAUGAAUCAACAGAGGCACAAAGAAAUGUUAUUAAAAUGGAAGAUUAAUAAUUUUUUUAGUCUCAUGUUAAGUGUACAAAACCAUUUUGUAGUGGAUUUCUCUAUGAUGUAGUCUCAAUCUCUUUGUUAGACUUCAGGGAAUCAUAAUUUCGAUGUUGGUACUAUCGAAAAUGAUACCUCGAUAGGAACUACAAUUUUUUUUUUUUAAUGAAACGAAAAAUUGAAUUUUAUUUUAUCAUAAAGCCAAGCUUCUACCAUUCCGCAUAGGGCAUAACCUAUCCUGUUAAGAGUUCGCAACAUCAAAAAGGCCAAAGAUAUAUUAAUUAAUUUGUUAAUUAUCUCGCAAA
Chrysoperla carnea is the source of this 1707-nucleotide messenger RNA. It is a transcript of the gene SCCRO3, whose product is annotated as DCN1-like protein 3. Bases 335 to 1408 code for a protein of 357 amino acids. Gene Ontology annotation, molecular function: ubiquitin conjugating enzyme binding; ubiquitin-like protein binding; cullin family protein binding. Gene Ontology annotation, biological process: positive regulation of ubiquitin-protein transferase activity; protein neddylation. The transcript has 4 exons. Gene Ontology annotation, cellular component: ubiquitin ligase complex. Lineage: Eukaryota; Metazoa; Arthropoda; Insecta; Neuroptera; Chrysopidae. The record is from RefSeq and is a predicted model, not a curated record.